AUGGGUGAUUUCAACUGCAAUCCUGGGGCCAUUCUGGCGGAAGAACUUGAAGCUAGACAGAUGGCUGACUUGCGCACGCUCCAUCUGCAGCUCACAGGGCAACCUAUGCCCCCAACGUGUAAGGGAGUAACUACCCCUGACAUGGCAAUCUGCUCUCCCGAGGUUGCCAACUGGGUCUCACAAGUGCAUGUCUGCCCGCCUGGGGACUUUGAUACCCACCAGGUAGUCACAUUUAGGUUGCAGAUACCAGCAGAUGUUCAGUACGCGCAAUGCCUCCAGUUGCCUCGCACUUGGGUUGAACUUAACAUCGAUAGCCAAUAUAUUCCUGAAGCUUAUGAACAUGCCAAUCAUGUCCUAGGAAGCCCACAAGACCUGCGUGAAUGGGGGGCUACAGUUGAAUGUGCCAUUGACUGUGCCUACCGACAGACACAGCUUGCCCUGGGGACUCAUCCAUUGGCAGUUCAGCCACUCUCAAAAGCCUACCGUGGCAGAUGCUGUCCAAGGAAGCCUAGGCAGAUCCAACGUGCCUUGCUAACUAAGGUAGCACGACCAGGCGACUUUGCGUCUGGAGAUGAGAUUGCUAGAUAUGCCACUCUUCACAAGGUAAAACAAGUCCGGAGGGUCCAAGCCUUGUAUAAUCGCAUGAAAGUAGUCCUCUCCCAGUUAGUUUUUGAUAAAUGGCAUGAACUUCACCUAGAAUGGAAUGCAAUCCUGCGUGCACGAGCCUUUGGAGGCAACUUCGUCCAAUGGUGCCAGCGACAGCCGGAAUUGGGACCACCUGCCAUCCGAAAAGCCUUUGCAAGCAUCAGAGAACCAGCCAUGCCGCCUCUCCACGAGGUUGUCACAGACGUCAUAGAGGAUGCCAUUUUAAACAUGCCAGCUACGGAUGAAAGCUGCCAACUCUUGCAGCACAAGAUCCACACAGACCCUAGGGAGAUUCUUGCGUUACUCACGCAGUACUGGUUGCCUUACUGGAAUAGCCAUGGGGAUAGACCUGGAACACAUGAAGCAUUUGCUGCACUCCUUCGUAGCUUGCCACAACAGAUUCCGGGGCCUGCUCUGCGGCUCAAUGAUGAUGAACUGUGGACACAGGCAAUAGCUUCUCUUAAGGUACCGUCAGCAAGAGGGGUUGAUGGGAUUUCAUCCUUGGAAUUGCAACAGCUGCCGCCAGCCGCCAUCAGACACCUCAAAAGCUUGCUACUAGCUCAAAGCCAUGGGUUUGCGGCAGAUUACAUGUUGGCCAUCACUGUUCCUAUACCUAAAACCCCGGAUGUACCAACACCUGGGCAAGUCCGUCCCAUAACCAUCUUGCCACAGAUAUAUAGGCUGUGGGCUAAAGUGUGUACUAGGCAACUGUUGACUCAUUUGGCUCAACACCUUCCACCGGACAUCACUGGAUUCCUGCGUGGUAGGGGACCCACUGAAGCCUUUCUGCGACAGCAGAUACAUAUUGAGAUCAGUCAUUGGUCACAGUCGCAUGCGGCAGGUAUGUCGAUUGACCUCUUGAAAUGUUUCAACACUAUUGCACCAUGGGCGGUCAAGAUGACCUUUGAAUGGUUGGGAUUUCCUGCCCAGAUUGUGGAACAAUGGAGCCAUUCCCUGCGUAACCUUACAAGGGUUUGGAAGCUAGGACAUGAGUGCACUAGUCCCAUUAGCACUAACCAUGGCAUGCCGGAGGGAGAUUCUUGGAGUGUUGUCAGCAUCCUGGCAUUGGCCUAUGUUUGGGUUCUGGCUAUUAAACAAGAGGCGCCGUCCUGUUUCCUUUCUGCAUAUGCCGACAAUUGGUCUUGGGCUGCUACUGCACCCGCUGAACAUGAACAUAUUCUGCAAUGUACCACGGACCUGGCACACAUGACACACAUGGUGGUAGAUUGGAAAAAGAGUUGGACGUGGGCCACCUCACCAACCAUGCACAACAUGUUGCUGCAGGUCCUGGCCACUAAGCCGUAUGUGGCUGAAUUGCACCGUAAGCUUCGUGCUAUGGACUUAGGUGCAAUGAUGACCUACCAAGGAGCCCCGCAGUUGGGGAAGUUUCGACAAAGGUUGGAGCGUGCACACCAACGACUCCAAAGACUGGAAAAACACCAAUUGCCACACCACACAAAAGCCUUGCUUGUUAAGAACUCUGUUGUACCACUGGCAUUCUAUGGGUCGGAGGUGAUACCCCUUGGGGAGACACAUGUUCGGAAGUUGCGGUCUGCAAUCUCUAACGCCAUGUUGGGCCACUCCCAAUCCAGAAAUGCGGCCCUGGCCAUUUUGGCUAUGCCAAAGCUACAGGACCCAAUGUUGGAGCUGGUGAUUAGAUCCAUCAGAGCUAUGAAAAAAAUGUAUAACCACAUGACCCCUGCAGAGCAGGCCACCUUUCGCAGGGUAGCCUCCAGACACACAGGUCUUGCUGCACAGUGCAAAGGCCCCUUGGGAUGUAUGGUCUUCUAUCUCUCCAAACUGGGCUGGACUUAUCAUGCUGAUGGCAGAAUCCAGGUUGAUGCGAACAUAUAUUUACCUUUGCAUAGCACCAAUACUGCAGUUUUUGCCAAGUGGGCCCUGUACACAUGGGGGCAAGACGUUAUGUUGCAUCAUAGUGACCGCAAGCAAUUAAGACUGCUCCGCCUAAACCCAUGUGAUACCAGACAGGUAAUUGCCAAAUUCAGUGAGACAGCACAACGCCAGCUUGCCCAAGACAUCUCACUCUCUUAUCAGACAGAGAGCCAAAAAAGUAAAUGGGCUGAAGAUGCCACAGGAGAAUGCCAAUACUGUGGAGACACCGACUCCAGACACCACCGUAUCUACGAAUGUCCUGCCGCUGCUGACGUUAGACAGAGGUUUCGUGAUACAAUUGAUUGGAUGCAGUUGAUGGGUAGCGAGUUUCAUGAGUUACCUUUUCUGUUGCAACAUGAGAACCAACAACUCCUGGAACAUCUCCAUUUUUGCCAGCCUGAGGCCAUGAUUUCCCAGCAAAUGAGUGACAUACUAGCCAACUUGCCACCUGAAUAUAUCCCCACCUUCUACACAGAUGGAGCCCUGAUUCAUCCACACUCUGCAACAUGCCGCUAUGGGGCCUAUGCCAUAGUCAUGGAUACGUGCAUGAACACGGAGCAACGGGUGGCGGAGGUGCAGAUUUGGAGGCAGACUGGAACAUUUCCUGCCUCCCUUUGUCGGUUAGCUAGUGCUAGGGUGACAGGUAAUCAAACAAUAUAUCGUGCUGAGCUCUUUGCGGUGGUUUGUAUAUGCGAAUGGACCCAAAACACUUGCGUCAAAACUGAUAAUGCGUCGGUAGUUAGCACAUUCAAUCAAUGCCUGGAUGCGGUGGUUUUUUCACAACUGAGCCACAUGACUGACAGUGACUUGGUGUACAGACUCUGGACAGCAUUGAGAACGGGACGUAGGAGUAUUUGUAAGGUCAAAGCGCAUCAAGAGGUUACGAUACAACACACUGCCUUGGAGAUAUACGAUAUUUUGGGUAAUGCACUUGCUGAUGAGGUUGCAGGACAAACUGCAACCAGGCUCCACCCGCAAAUCACGAGACUUGCAGAUGACAUGUUCACAGAUACUAAUCAGGCUCAGACAUACCUUGCGAGUUUCUAUGAGAUGUUGCUGGAACUCCGUACACACUAUGCCAAGCUGCAACGAAAUAGCCAUGAAGGUUUACUCCAUGACAUGUUGCAUAGAAGCUCAGGCCCAAGCCCACAACAAAGACUAGCUUGCUGGACAGUGGCUGACCCAUGGGUCGCACCGCCACCUGGGGUAACCAUGUUUCAGUACUCACCAUGGGGGCUCGAGGUAUGUAAAUUGGUGCAAGAAUGGAUGCUGCUUGUCAAGUGGAGGAAACAAGAAGAACCACUCCCCCAAGACCCGGGGGUCAGCUGGAUGGAGCUUUGGGUGUCUUUUACCCUCUGGAGCCAGUUUUUGCUGCCACAAAAGAGACCGCUUCCGAACGGAGAUUUCUAUCUACAAGCUUUUCCUGAUUGGACCACCGUGCAAGUUUAUAACCUACAGAUGGGAGAAGUAGCAAACAACUUUGCGAACCUCAUCCUUCAGAUAAGGAAAUUGACUACGCAUGAUGUAUGGCCUGUGAGGGCCAAGGGCUUUUGUAAGAGCGUUUACCUCCUAGGGGGGAGGCACCAGCCAUAUGGAAUCCUGCAGAGACCGGAGAUGCCUGAGCAGGCUCAAGUGGCAGAAUACAUGAAAAAAUUUGUUACACAGAGUACAGACACGGAUGCGCUGCCCAGUAUGAGUGGUAUUCAGUUGCGGUUGCUGGAAGGGAUGACAUUGACACGAUGCUGGUCACAGGCACUUAAACAUGAAAUGGCGCAAACAGGCCCAACGGCCACUCUCUUUUGCAUGACACUUUUGAUUGGCAGGUAUGGCCCCAAUGCGGGCGUCAUGGCUACGUCGACCACCGACGAAGGGCCGAACCGCAGAUUUCCAUCAAACGACACGGCGGGAGAUCCCGCUCCGAAGGAUCUGGCCGAAGAAGUCCUGAAGAUGAUGGCAGCGGCCAGGGUGGAAGCCAAUGUGUUCCACUACAACGCCGCCCUGAGCGCCUAUGGCGUUUCUGCAUGGGACUCUGCCCUACACCUCCUGAGUCAGAUGAGCGUCAAUGGUAUUGCUGCAGAUGAAUUCAGUUUCAGCAGCACCUUCAGCAGUUGCCAAGAUCACUGGCGAAGGGUCUUCACCCUGUGGCGAGGGAUGGCAGUUUUACCCAACACGGUGUGCUUCAACGCGCUGAUCAGCGCUUUGGCCAACGAGAACGAGGACCUUUGGCCAAGCGCCCUGCACGUGCUCCAGGUGAUGGCCAGCCGAAGGCUUCCAGCAGAAAGCUUCACAGCGAGUUCCUGUAUCGAUGCCUGCCAGGAGCAGUGGCAGGAGGCCUUGCAACUUGGAACGCUGAUGGACCCAGGCCCAGUGGUGACCAACACCCUCAGCGCCGCCUAUCAGCGAGCGCUGGUGUGGCGCUGCUCCAUCCAGCUACUUGCGCAGAGCGCAACGGGCAGGCUGUCGCCGGGCCUCAGGCGCCACACGGCGGUCCUGGGGGCGCUGCGCUGGCGAAAGGCGCUGGAGUUGUGGGAGGAGAUGGGAGGAAGGCUGCCGUUUCGACCCAACGAAAUCACCUGCAGUUCAGCAGCCUACGCCUGCGCGCAAGAGGGCGGAUGGGAAGAUGCCGCUGCACUGCUGCUGGCUGCUGCGAUGGCCACGGUGCGUCCCAAUGAGAUCAGCCGCAGCAUGCUGACCAUUGCCUGCGAACAGGCCUCCCAGUGGCUCCAUGCCAUCUGCCACUUGGACGAGUGCGACCUGGCGGCCGUUGGGGCAGCCGUCGGCGCCGUGGGCUCGGCACGGAAGUGGCACAUGGCGCUCUUUCUGCGGGCGCCAGGUCCCAGCUGCGCCGCCGCGGCGUUGAGCAGCUGCGCGUCGGCCGGGCGCUGGGAGCUGGCCCUGCAGCUGGUGUGCAGUGCCGACCUGGAUGGCCUAGCGGGUCUACAUGCAGGGCUGCGAGCCAUCGCCAAGGGUCGACGCUGGCCGGUGGCCGUGGCUCUACUGAAAGCCUUUGGACGCCUUAGGGCCCAGCCAAGCGUGGUGUCCUAUGACGUGACACUCGGAGCCUUUGACACAGGUGUGGCCGUGGUGUUUUUGAACUGGUUGGGAUGGGAAACCGCGGGACACCUACUGGACAGGGCGGAUUUGAUCAAGACAAAGUCAUCUUAUAGGCAUGCUGAGGAGUGCGAUGCUUCCAUUGAUGACACUGGCCUCAUCCAGAAGAAGAGCGCGCACUUGAAGGCGAUGCCGCUGGCGCCGCAGUGGAACUUGCUGAGCAGGCCUUUGCCACGCCCUGUGUCGCUGCUGGGCAACGGCACCAACGGCAGCAAGGGUAGCCACGGCAGCAACGGCACGGCGCAACCAUCCUGCUUCGAGCAUGACUGCGACUAUUGGACCGCCAGCGGCUACUCCUGCGAGGUCCUGCAGGACUACUAUCAGUGCGACUGCACGGGUAGCAAAUGUGCGUUGGACGUUCCAAGCUGCACCUUGGGCACCUGCAACGGCCACAGUUGCGACUAUUGGGUCGUCCUUCAUGGCAUGAGGUGUUCUGCUGAACCUCUGUCCUCCUGCAACUGCGAAGGCUGUCGCUGCAUCCAUGAUGAAGUGGAACCCACCGAGAAGCCGCCGGAGGUGACGAACGUCACGACGAACGUCACUACGGACGUCCCCGACACUUCAGUGGCGCCCACCGCUGCGCCCGAGCCGCAGGACCACCCGGAGGAGGUCUGCGAGAUGUGUGGAAGCCAGGACUGCAACUACUGGGUGCAUCAUCAGCUGUUCGAUUGCAACACAUUAAUCAACACCUAUGCUUGCAGCUGUCGCUUCUGCACGGCAUGUCAGGCGGAUGAGAGCCCUCCGGCGGAUGAGAGCCCUCAGUUGGAUGAGAGCCCUCAGGCGAAGGAUGCAGUGCUAUGGGAGAGAGAGCUGAAACAGGAGGCAGAAAAAGCGCUGAGCCUGGCCAUGGGGGAAGAUGAGGCGGGAACCAACCUGCCAUCGGGAAUGACAGCUUUAAAGAUCGCGACGGUGACGGUGAAAAUUCCCGAGAGUGCCACGACGUUAGGAGAGGAGGAGGGCCCGGAGGACCUGGAGAGCGGGCAGUGGUGGGGGGCGAGUGCCACUGUGUCAGACGGGGAGGAGGACCUUGAGUGUCCUUGCGGGCUCUACAAAAGGCACGCAUCUUCCCCUGGAUUGAUGAAAACCCUGAUCGCGGCAGGAGAGUGCCACGAUGUUAGGAGAGAAGGAGGACCUGGAGAGAGUACCACUGUACCAGGAGAGGAGGAGGACCUGGAGUGUCGUUGCGGGAGAGUACCACUGUACCAGGAGAGGCGGAGGACCUGGAGUGUCGUUGCGGCCCCUGGAUUGAUGAAAACUCUGGCCAUCGUGGCAGGAGAGUACCACUGUACCAGGAGAGGCGGAGGACCUGGAGUGUCGUUGCGGGAGAGUACCACUGUACCAGGAGAGGAGGAGGAGAGUACCAGUGUACCACAGGAGGAGGAGGAGAGUACCACCGUUCCAGGAGAGGAGGAGGAGCACACCACAGAGUUGCCGGAAGAGCCGGAGGAGCACACCACAGAGUUGCCGGAAGAGCCGGAGGAGACAACAGCCGAGCCGACCUCGGCAGGGCAGCCGCAGCCACCAGAGGAGACAACAGCCGAGCCGACCCCGGCAGGGCCGCAGCCACCAGAGGAGACAACAGCCGAGCCGACCCCGGCAGGGACCCCGGCAGGGCAGCCGCAGCCACCAGAGGAGACAACAGCCGAGCCGACCCCGGCAGGGACCCCGGCAGGGCAGCCGCAGCCACCAGAGGAGACAACAGCCGAGCCGACCCCGGCAGGGCCGCAGCCACCAGAGGAGACAACAGCCGAGCCGACCCCGGCAGGGACCCCGGCAGGGCAGCCGCAGCCACCAGAGGAGACAACAGCCGAGCCGACCCCGGCAGGGACCCCGGCAGGGCAGCCGCAGCCACCAGAGGAGACAACAGCCGAGCCGACCCCGGCAGGGACCCCGGCAGGGCAGCCGCAGCCACCAGAGGAGACAACAGCCGAGCCGACCGCGCCAGGGCAGCCGCAGCCACCAGACGACACAACAGCCGAGCCGACCCCGGCAGGGACCCCGGCAGGGCAGCCGCAGCCACUAGAGGAGACAACAGCCGAGCCGACCCCGGCAGGGACCCCGGCAGGGCAGCCGCAGCCACCAGAGGAGACAACAGCCGAGCCGACCCCGGCAGGGCCGCAGGCACCAGACGACACAACAGCCGAGCCAACCCCGGCAGGGACCCCGGCAGGGCAGCCGCAGCCACCAGAGGAGACAACAGCCGAGCCGACCCCUGCAGGGACCCCGGCAGGGCAGCCGCAGCCACCAGAGGAGACAACAGCCGAGCCGCAGCCACCAGAGGAGACAACAGCCGAGCCGACCUCGGCAGGGCAGCCGCAGCCACCAGACGACACAACAGCCGAGCCGACCCCGGCAGGGACCCCGGCAGGGCAGCCGCAGCCACCAGAGGAGACAACAGCCGAGCCGACCCCGGCAGGGACCCCGGCAGGGCAGCCGCAGCCACCAGACGCCGCAGAAGAUGCGGAACCAACCGGUCCUGUGGAACCAACUGAUGAACCAGUAGAUCCAGUGGUGACUGAAGCGCCCAUACCAACAGAAACACCUGUGGUGCCACCAGAGACGAGUGUCGUGCCGCCAGAGACACCAACGUAUCCACUCUGGACUGGGACUACUUCGCAUCCGGAGCAGGCGUGCAAAAUGUGCGUAGCUUUGGGGAAGACCUGCGAUGAGAUGAAGGACUUAGACUACAGCUGCAAGUACAUUGCGCACAACUGGGGUUGCGAUUGCUCCGGCUGCGAAUGUGCCCUCGACACAGAAGUGUGCCCAAAGACUUGCGGUGCCAGUAGCGAAGUCACCGGUGGUGAAACUCCUGAUUGUAACUUCUGGGUCAAGCAAGGCUACAAAUGCGACGAGUUGGAAAAGACCUACGGCUGCCUCUGCAAAGGCUGCUCCGGAUGCGAACGCUGAAGCAGCGAAGCCUUCGAAGCCUUCGAAGCCAAAGCCAGGGCCAGGCGGCGCUUCGACCUGGCCAAGCUCAAAAAUGAUAGCCAUAUGGGAUGGAUAGAACUUCUCCCACUGCAACGUUGUUUGGGCAAUUUUGGGCACCAAGAAAUCAGAAAUGCAACUGGUGGAG
This is a messenger RNA of Cladocopium goreaui, 8722 nucleotides long. NCBI's taxonomy places the organism in Eukaryota, Dinophyceae, Suessiales, Symbiodiniaceae. The record is from the annotation of a GenBank genome assembly.